AUGGACGAAGACACUCCCGAUCUCGGCCCCGUCGCUGUCGCUGCCCCGUUCGCUCCAGCUGGUGUUCCUUUCGCUGUGUCGAGUGGCAUACAAAAACUUCCCGUCGAGGUAGUGGAGCAUAUAUUGCUCGAUUGCUCGAUAGGGACCUAUAUUCCAAGCACAUGGGUGCAGCGCGAUUUUUUUCCCGCUGGGAUGGCCCCUCAGUGGAUAGCCAUCACAUACGUCUGCCAUCUCUGGCGCCAGAUCUCCCUUCUCUGCCCGCGCAUGUGGACGUUCAUCACCACGGAUCUCAGCCUCGGCUGGAUCAGCGCCCACCUCUGCCGCUCCCGCACGAGACCGCUGGUGGUCGAGCUCGACAUCUCGACGCAGAUCAGCGCGGACGAAUUUCGCAGACUGCUCGCACCGCACUUUGGGCGAGUCGAGAAGUUUUACCUGGGGAGCGCUUUGCCGGAAGACAUUAACACCGAUUUGCUGCUGCCGUUCUGCGACGCGAUCAUUCAACCCGCUCCACUGCUGGAGAGUGCCGUCCUAGACGUCUACGCUGCGAAUGCAUUCAUGGAGAACUUGUUUGCUGGACAUGCCCCUCGCCUACGUCGCCUAUGGCUCACCACCGGGGGCGCAAUAGAUGCUACUUCGCCCAUCUUACAUAAUCUUCGCUCCCUCAAGUUGGGAGAGACCUUGUCUUCCGACGAGACCCUGACGGCACUACAGAAUACGCCUUUCCUCGAGAGACUGAGAAUCGACGGCUUCAGAAGUGAUCCCUUCUCUGCCUUCAUCGAGCCCGUCACCGGACUUGUCUCCCUUCCGCAUCUCUCUCAUAUGUCAACCACACUCUCGUAUGACGCUCUUGACUUUUUAGAACAAAUUCUGCUUCCCCCAACGGCUCAUGUUCAAGUCAUGAUUUACGACGAAGUGUCAACCGCCAGGGAAGAUCAGUGGUCAUGCCUACUUGACUUGAUCCUCCCUCAUCUUUCUCUGCUCAGUCAAGGCGUGAGCUCUGCAUAUAUAUGCCUCAUUCUUAGCAACGGACCUUGGAAGCUGUCUUGGCACCCCGCGUCUGAGACAUAUUUUUGUCCCCCCACCAAUUCCUCCGACGAACAUUAUUGGAAACAGCUGGCUUUGGAAGGCAAUACGUCGGGAUGGGAUCAACAAUGUGGGCACGACACGCCGGAACCUUUGCCUUCAGACUAUGUUGAAUCGGGUCGAGAGUGCCUGUUUGAUCUAUGCCGUUCGCCAUUUGCUGUGGGAGUCGCAGGGUACGAGCAUCUUUCAGGUUGCAUGCCCGCAGCUAUGCACGAUAUAUUGUGUAUUUGCGAACAUAUAUUUGCCGUGACAGACGUGACCGCGUUCACACUUUCCAGCUACAGGAGCGAGAAUUGGAAGUACCGGAAGCCCAAUGCCGAAAGCCUGGAAUAUGAAGAGCGUAUGCAAGAUCCUGAUGCAUGGAGACCCAUCCUUCGUCUCAUGCCGGAGGUCCGUAUUUUGAAAGCCAUCUUCCGUGACAGCUUGGGUAUCCUCGCAGCCAUUACUCCCGACCUAGACAAUCCAAACGAAAUUUGGCUUCCAAAUCUCACGACGCUCAUCCUCGACGGCCUGGAGCUAGAAUGCCCUCAUAUUUCACAGUCGCACGCCCCGGCUUUUGGGGUCCUGAAGACACUUUUGUCAAGACGGCGGGAGGUCGGACUGGGCCUGAAGAACCUUGUUGUGGUCUACAAAGAUUGCGGACAUGGGUGUGUUGACUGCUUGCAGGAUUAUGUGGAGAGCGUGUUUCUUUUCCCAAUGUCCGCCGCUUACGAGCCUACUGAGCCGGACCCUCCAUCGUGCUAUUGGUGA
Heterobasidion irregulare TC 32-1 is the source of this 1833-nucleotide messenger RNA. RefSeq lists its product as uncharacterized. The record is from RefSeq and is a predicted model, not a curated record. The transcript has a single exon. Lineage: Eukaryota; Fungi; Basidiomycota; Agaricomycetes; Russulales; Bondarzewiaceae. Bases 1 to 1833 code for a protein of 610 amino acids.